Molecule: messenger RNA, 2883 nt
Organism: Theobroma cacao (cacao)
Lineage: Eukaryota; Viridiplantae; Streptophyta; Magnoliopsida; Malvales; Malvaceae
Source: RefSeq, a predicted model, not a curated record
UAAAUAUUUUAUAUAUUUGGAAAAGGGAAAUUAUUCUAGACAUAAAAGAUUUGAUAUUUGUUGCCAUGAUUAGUUUUUCAAGUUCAGAGGUAACAUUCAAAAUUUGGGUUUUCUUUUUUUUUUAAAAAAAAAAAAGAAUUUAUGAUUUUUCUUGGACAUUUUUUGUUGCUUUAAUUUGUUUCACACAUGCACUUAUUGGUUUUCAAUUUGUACUGUUGGAUAAGCCUUAGGGAAGGAAUCAGGGGUCUUAAUUUUGUUAUGUGAUUUUUCUUGUUGAUGUUUGAGCAUGUUAGUGACUUAGAAAUCUUCAGAAUACCUUAAGAAUUGAACCUUAUUUGUAAAUAAUAUGCGUUUUAGCAUAGUGUUUGCUUACUUGGACUGCUAUUAAAUGUGUAAUUCAAUAGGUUUCUUUUGAUGAAUAAACCCUAAAGAGACUAACGUGUUGAUUUCCAGAAAUUUUCUUUGCUGGUGUAUAGAUAUAAUUAUUCGAGGAGAGUAGUGCUUAGGCAGGCUAGAGAGCAUGGACACCUCAAAUGUGUGUCCAACCGAGGAUGCUAUUCAAGCAUUUUUGGACUACUUGGUUGAGCCUAUGCUACCUAGUAAAUAUUCUUUAUGGGAAACUCCAACACUAGAUAAACAGCAGGCAGUCGCAAAACAGGUGCGUGCUGUUGUGUUGCUUUACAAUUAUUAUCACCGGAAAAGACAUCUGCACUUGGAGUAUCUUGGUUUUGAGCCAUUUUGUAAGUUGGCUUUAGUCGCGAAACCAAAUCUGAAGUCAUAUAUGAAUCUCAUGCUAAGGUCUGAUGAUACUGAAUUGAGUGACCUUGGGAAGCAGAUUUCCUUGACAGAGAAAGCCAUCAAGGAUGCAUGUGAUAUAUCUACAAGUUUAGAUGCAUCAAGGGAGGUUCCAAGCACAAAGGGAUGGCCAGUUUCAAAAGUUGCUAUAUUUUUAAUUGACCUGAGGAAAGAGAAUUGUGCCUUGCAGAAUGGUAGCAUUGCUGAGGGUGUAUGGUCAGUGAUUGAAAAAGAUGUGCCUGUGUUCUGUUGCAGUUCAGAUGGUUCUACUGAGGCAAAACAUAUGAAUAAAAACCCAACAGAAAAAAAGCAUAUGAACAAAAGAAAAAGAACCCCUAAUAAACCUUUGCAAGAUGAAUUGGGUGCUGAUGAAAGUUGCUUCCAGCAAGUUGCUUUCUCAGCUGUCAAGGAAGCAACAAAUAAUGGCAUCAGUCAAAGUGACCUCACCAUCAUAGAGAGCCAUAUUGUAUAUUCUUUGAGUAAAGAGAAGACAGCCACUCGCUUUUACAUAAUGCAGUGCGUUCAUGCAGAAAAAGACUGUUCUCUUUGGAUACCAAUUAAGGAUGUUAUUAACAGCUUGCAGGGUCCUUUAGUCAAAAAGAAUUCCUCCCACUGGAUGCACUCUUCUGCUGUUGAAUACUUCCACCUGCUUCCUUUUGUACGGAUCAUUUCUCAAUGGUUCUUGAGUUCACAGGAUCAGGAGUCAGUACUGGAAGUGGUAAAUGAAUAUGGCCCUGAAAUGACAGAAAAACCUUGUGAGCCAGAAGCUGUUAAUAACAGAAAUAGAAAUAUGAUUAGUGGUGGAGUAGUAGAGGCUCUCAGUAACAGCACCAAUGCUGAAUCAGAAAAUCAGAAUGAGAAGAAUGAGCUUUGUACAGAUGGCAUCUUGGAUGCUAUUGAUGGGCCUUGGAAUAUGGAUGUCAACGACAAUUUUGUGGUUUACUCUGAACAAACAUUAACAUGCAAAAAUCUUGCUGAGAAAGUCCAACAUGAUGCUCAGCUAAAGAUGAAUUCUUUUGCAGAGAGCGAUUCCGAUGGUGCAACUAAUGUUGCUAAGUUUGAGGUGGUUGAUUCGAUAUUUCAAAGCAUUUGUCAUUCUAGAAAAGCAGCAUGCAAAUAUAUGCCUUCUUGUCAGGAUGGGAUGCCUACAGGCAAUCAUGCUCCAGUUAUUCAUGAGUCCAACUCCGAAUAUUCUGCCAAACUACAAAAUAUUGUAGCCUCAAAGGAACACAUCUUGUCAGAAACUGCUUGGAGAGUUCUACAUAGAAAAAGGGAUAAACUGGUUCGUCAGCUACGCAAUAUUGGAGAUGAGAUUGCUCAGUGUGAUAAACAGAUCCAAACUAUUUUGAGUGGGCAUGAACAUUUCACUGAAAGAGCUGGCAAGGGGGUUGCCAGAAAAAAGCAGAGAGGGUAGAGAAAAAUCCCUUCAGCUGCUAAUCCCCUGUUACAAAGAGACCUUAUGGGCCACACAAUUCAGCCACAAAAAAGCAACAAGUCCCCAUUACAAGGGUCCUAAAUGGCAACACAGUUCAGCCACAGAACACAAGAAAAAAAAAUGCAAAGGGGCAGAAAAUAUUCAUGCCAACCUGUACAUGCAGAAAUACCCCAAAAUCAGAGAAAGACGGGUAGUUUUUGCUUUUGGUUUUGCCCUUUUUUUUUUCUUUUGAGAAGGGUGUGAAUGUUGGGUGAACUGAGUGGGUGGGUGGCCUUGAGAAUGACAGUCUGAAUUAUGCGUAUUGAGUCAAAGUAGUAGCCACAUGGAUUUUCUGGUGACCAGGAAUUCAGUUCGCUUUUCCAAUGUGAAGUUCCGGUCAUUUUCAUUGAAAUACAACAAAUGGUAAUCACAUUUUGGAUUCUUAUUUUAGAUUUUUACCUUUCCUAAUCCUAAUAUGCUGUUUUAGCUAUUGCUAAAUGCGCAGCAACUAAAUGGGUGAUUAUAUAUACAAGGCUUACUGUGCCGAUAGACUGUUUAACUCUCUUUACUAUGCUACGAGUUAAAGUCAAGCAUUAUGUACUUUCUGAGAUGUAAAUUACAUUUGCUAGAGGGGCUUCUGAAAUUUAGUUGAUGAUUGUUUUCUCCAGGACUCA